Messenger RNA from Harmonia axyridis, 1026 nucleotides. RefSeq lists its product as uncharacterized. The transcript is spliced from 4 exons. Bases 72 to 944 code for a protein of 290 amino acids. The record is from RefSeq and is a predicted model, not a curated record. Lineage: Eukaryota; Metazoa; Arthropoda; Insecta; Coleoptera; Coccinellidae.
AGAGAUUAAUUACUUUGAUGUUUGGGUCUGUCAUGAAAUAUUAGAAUUAUUCUAAUUUUCCAAAUUCGAAAAUGGCUACGUCCACACAAUCAAGAAUUGAUUGCCAGAUAUGUGGAAACUCAUGCUACAAAGAAAAUAAUAAUUCUUCUGGUGACCGUCUUUGUAGGGAAUGUACAAGAUCUGAAUACACAUCUGCAGAAAAACUCCAAAGACCUCAAGAACAACAGAAAAAUGAAGAUCUUUCCAACAAGUUAUUUCCGCAUCCUGAAAAAUUUCAAAGGAGGAAAAUAACAUCAACUCCUCUUGAGUCACAAACAAAAAUAUCCAAAAGGCCUCUCAGGUGUCCCUACAGAGAUUGUGCAAAGUUUGUUGGUGUUUUCGAUAUAAGUCCCCAUUUCAAAUGUGAACAUAAAGAGGUGCCUCACAUAAUGACACAUUUUGAUGCCAGAAACGCUCUAGAAUUUUCUGCUAAAGAUGUUAAACGAGGAUGUAUAAGAACGAUGCUUCUACUCAAUCUGGAUGACUCUGGAAAUAUUGAACCAAAAACACCAUCAACGGCAUUAUCCAAAUCAUCCAGUUGUUUCUCCAAAGAAAAUUCAACAUUGCUUGUACUCGCCACCAAGUUAUCUGAAUAUGAUGUGGAUGACAAACUUCGAGACAAACCUAGAAAACAUAGAACUGACGAGAUAAAGGACACAGAUAAAUGGAUAUUCUGGGUAGGAUCAAAUAUAUCUACAAAUUUGUCAUAUACCAUAGCAAUAUCCACCCUAGACAAUGAGACAAGGUUGAAGUACUUCGGUCCUGUUGUACAUUUGGAAGAAUCUCCUGUCAAGUUAUGGGGAAAUGGAAGAUGUCUACUCAUGAAUAGGUUCAACAUUGAACGAAUGAGCCAGAAUUUUCAGAAGAAUCUCAAUUUAGAUGUCAUCAUUUAUACGGAAGAAUGAAUACACUCAAAAAAUCAUUUUAUAGCAUCUUUUCAAAUAAAUGUCACAGUAAAUGCAAUAAAUUAAUAUGAAUUUGUCAUAA